AUGGCUGACCAUAGACCGGCUCCGAGAAGUGGCCGAGACAUUCGCCUCUCGACCGCGACCAUGAGAGCACUCAACUCUCAACGCCUACGGCCAAGAACGAGCAUCAUCCGUAGUUUAGCACGGAGCUACUAUUUUCUUUUCUUCAUCCUAAUCUUUUUCCUCCUUCACGGUGUUUCUUCGCGGAGUGUAUCCUACGAUGAUAUUGACAAGCACGAGAAGAUUACUUCGGAAUCGUCAGCGCAGAAGAUCGAUCAGGUAAGACUAAACGAAACGAGUCGAAAGAAACUUUCAGGAUCGAUCGAUUGGCACGAACAAGAGAAAAAAUUGAUCGAGGAUGAAGUCAAAAUAACUGAAAGGAACGUCGAGAGGAAUGAGACUUCUAUUGCAAAAAAGAGACGACGGAACGAUUUAACAUUACCCGUUAAGAGUGUAGUCCAAGAAACAGAAGCAAGUUUUAUCGGUAAUGCCGAAGGUGAUGCCAUAAAGAACGAAGGCAUUCGUAGAUUUGACGCUGAAGUAGAAUCGGUGGACGAGAUAGAGCUACCGAAUGAUCAAUCUUCGAAGAUCAAUGUAGAUCGUAAUAACGGACUGACCAAAGGUGAACGUUCGCAGAAAAAGGCUAUCAAGGUUGACGAUGUCAAGAACAACGACGACAUCGUUCUAGAUAUUCCGGUAGAAAUAAAAACCUCAAAUCAAAGCGAUGAUAUUGCUAAGAUAGAGACUGAUAAUACUUUAGCGAUAAAAGAGGACAUACGUAACAAUCUUCGAAGUUUGAUUGCCAAUGAAGAAAAUAUUUCUGAAAUCGAUCGAAAUAAAGAAUCGAAUCCAAUAACAAUGACCAAAUCGAUUAAAUCGAAAAGAGAACAAAGAUAUUUAGAGGAAGCUCGAGGUAAGUUCAAGCACAAAAGCUCAACCGUGUAUUUGAGUGCCGAGGAUGGUUCCGAAAUUCCCGAUAACGAAGAGAAAUCGAUCGUUGAUAGCCAAAUUAAAAAAUUGAUAUCCAUUCGCGACGAUGCACUAGGUUUGGUAAAAGAUAACGUAAAAAAUAAGAAAAAUGUUGACGAAGUUAAGAUUCUUAAUGAAGCAAAAUUGCUUGGAAUCGACGAUGUGAUUGUAACCGAGGAAAACAUUGACGAGGUUAGAAAUCAACGAAGUAAUUUAUCGGAUGUCAAAUAUCAGAAUAACAUCCGGGCUUCUUCCUCUUUAAAUAGUAUCGAUGAUCGUCUUCAAAGAUGGAGAAAUCAGGCGAUGUUGUUACAAGAACAAAUAAAAAAUCGUACCUUCGUUCAAUAUUUAAAAGAACACGCGAUCGACGUACUCCCGGAAAUUCCGAAAUUUAAUGAAAAUCAAUUGUUGGAAACGCUGAAGGAUAUCGUUGCCUCGAAAAAAUCGACGAACUUAAGCGAAUCAUAUUCCAGUCAAUUGAACGCGACAGAUUUGACCAAAAAUCAGAUUGAUAUAAUCAAGUGCGCAGAACAAUUGGUCGAAGUAAAGCAAAGACAAUCUUUCGUUAGCAACAUGUACGAGUGUAUUAGGGGACUUAGCGUGUUGAAUUGCAUGAGGAUCUUUAUAUGGCCGAUCAUAACCGAUAAUAUUCCAGAAUCUAUCAGUCAAGUAUUUGCUGCUAAUAUACCUAUAGAAAUAAAUUUGAUCGAUCUAUUUCAAAGUAAUCGAGAAAAAAUCGAUAGAUCAUCUUCCAGCGUCCAUCAGAAAAGAUUAUUAACACCGGAAUCCGUGGUAUUAUCGAUAUUAAAACAAGCAUUAGAAUCGCGUCUCGAGGUAGAUAAGCCACCAUACUUGAUUGACUCAAAGAAUAAAACUUUUCAAAAGUUGCUGACACCUGGACAAUUAGAGAUCCUUCAAUUAGGUGAAAAACUCUUACCUCUAGAAUUACGUCGUGAAUAUACUGACAAAAUGUUUUCCUGCGUGCGAAGAUUCGAAUAUCUCAGCUGUUUAAGAUAUUUCGCAUGGCCCAUGAUGAAACAAUAUUUUCCAACUCUACCAGCUUUUCCAGAUUAUCAAACUUGGUAUCCAAGUAUUACCAUAGUUCCUGAAUAUCCGAUCGUUCCGUUUCCUGGUUUCUCCGAUGAGAUUGGAGAACUUCCUGAGGUCGUCGAUUCCGAUGCUACUAGAAUGAGGAAGCCUACGCCGGAAACAGUGAUCAUACACGUUUUACGGAAUACUCUCAAGGAUUAUCCAAGAGUAGAAUCGACAUCGUCUCUCUAUGAGGAACCAACAAACUUUUACACGACUGUAAUUCCUCCGGAUCAAUUAAUAACCAUACAAAUGGCCGAGCAAUUUAUUCCGCUCUCUUAUCGGCCGGAAUUUGUUCAAAAAACUGUUCGAUGUAUACAAGAAUAUAAUUAUUUAACCUGUAUGAAAUAUUCGACUUGGCCCACCGUUAAACAAUUCAUUCCAAAUCUUCCCGAUUUCUCUUCUUUCUUCCCAGACAUCCAGAUUCCCGGUUUGUCCGAUUUAUUCGCAUCUUUUCCAAGUAUUUCACCAACUUUUUCAGAUUUUUUCGGACUUAUACCAAAUGUACCAAGCAUACCAAGUAUACCAAAUAUACCAACUAUACCAAAUAUACCUACGCAAACAAUACCUAUGUCACCACAAAUUCCACAAACGAUACCAACCCAAGCGCCUACUUCUAACAUAUUGUAUAGAAAAAAUGAUGAUCCUCGUUUGAAUUUGGAAUCUAAAAUUAUUGAAACACUGGAACAAGUUCGGAACUCUUUAAAAAGCGUAAACGAGAUUCCUUCGCAAACAGUCUCUGGAAACGUGAUAAUUUUGACGACCCUGACGGAGAAACAAUUUGAAAUUUUGAAAUUGGCCGAAAAUAUUCUUCCGCCGUCAGCUCGUGCCACAUUUCUCGCACAAGUUUUGAGGUGUCUUCAAGAUAGAAACGAUUUUAUGAAUUGUACACAAUAUAUAAUCUGGCCAUCGAUAGCAUAUUACUCACAAAAUUUGCCAGAAUUUUCGCAAAUAGAAAUUGAAACUUCAUCGAAUGAGUCAUCGCUUUUAGACAGUUUAACGGAAAGCAAACAAAUUUUGCAAAACUCGACGAAAUAUAUUCAAGAAGCGAUCGAUCCUGAUAUUUUAGAAAAAUCUACCGUAAAAAUAAUGUCCAGAACGUCUGCUCAAGCUGAGCCUGUUUUGAAAACAACUUCUCAACAAAAUAAUGUUCCUGUAAUUAGUAUAACUGGUACAAGAUUCGUACCAAUAUAUACGGAACAUCCUGAAUCCGUCAUAUUCAAUAUCUUAAAAAAGAUUCAACAAUCGUCUCCGAACGUUGUUAACGCAUCAUCGAACGAAACUAUCAAAACGCAACUUUUUUACGAUUUAUUAAACGCUCAACAACAAUUAAUCGUUAGAAUUACAGAGAAUUUGAUUCCUGAAUCAACCAGAUCUGAGUUCAUAGAUCACAUGAUCAAAUGCGUUAGCGAAUAUAAUUUUAUACUUUGCUCGAGAGACAUUCUCUGGCCUACCUUGAUUGAUUAUUUCCCAGGAGUUCCGAGUUUCCCGAAUUUUGGUAUAUUUUCAAACGUACCGAAUAAUGAAAAUUCUAUUUCUUCUCUUACGUCUCAUAAUCUAACAGAAAAUAGUUCGAAUGCGGAGGUUUCUCAUCUUUCGGAGACAAAUGUUAAAACCGGACAACAUGGAGAUGCAAGAGUGACAAUAACAGAUACAAGAUUUGUUCCGAUUUUCACCGAACACCCCGAAGCUAUAAUCUUGAAUAUUUUGGAAGCAGUAAGAAUUUCUACACCGAAUUUACCACGUAUCGAUUCACCCACGAGAAAAGAAGAUUUAUUGCAUUAUUUCACGGAUAGACAAUAUCAAAUAAUUCAAACAGCAGAGUGUCUUUUGCCAGAAUCCGAACGUGUUGUUUUCAUUGAGAGAAUGACCACUUGCAUUCGAAGAAAUACGUUCUUAGAAUGCACCAAAGAUAUCACUUGGCCAACGAUUCAUCAGUUUUUCCCUAGAUUGCCAAGUUUCCCUGAAUUUGGGAUUUCACAAAGUAUAGCUAGAACGAAGCUACCUUCAUCAUUAAAUAUAAGUAUUUCAGAUUUCAAAUCGGAAGAGGAUAGAGCGGAUCUUGUCAACGAGCAAACAUCACUGGAACAUUUUCAGAAGAAAAUAGAAAUAAUUUUGGAAGAAGCGUUAAAAAAAGAUUCGAGACCACGACUUGAUCAUUCCUACUUGGAUACCAAUAAUCCAAUAAUACAAACUGUAUUAACAAAACAACAAACCAAUAUUAUCAGACUUAUGGAACGAGCAUUACCGGAUCCUGUAAGACCAACAUACGUUAUGAAAAUGUUAGAAUGUAUGCGUACUAAUAAUUUUAUAGCCUGCAGUCAACAUGUUAGCUGGCCUACCUUGAAAACCUAUCUCCCAUCUUUACCAAAUUUUCCUCAAUUUGGCGACUACUUUUCUCAACUGCCUGACAUCAGUCAAGUACCAGGUAUAUCAGGAAUUCCUCAACUACCCGGUACCUUACCAUUGGCUGAAAUACCUAACUUACCUCAACUUCCACCCAAUAUCCCUUCUCUUCCAGGUAGUAUUCCACAGCUACCAGGGUUAAUACCCCAAAUACCAGAAGGAACGAGUCAGUUUCUCGAUCUAUCGCAAUUAGGAAACAUACCGGUAGCUAUUAGGACGAUUGAAUAUCCGAAAGAGAUAUUAGCUGCUGUACAACAAUCAUCGGCCGUAACACUUGAUUCAGAAAAAACAAGGCAGUCAUUGGUAUCACCGUCGACACCGUCAGUAGGUGAAAUGUUGCUGGUCCCUUUUGUACUGGGCUUGGCCCUGCCCAUCAUGGGCGAAUAUAUUCCACCUGGGCCAAGAUUUACGUGUCCUAAGAUACCCACUGAUAUUUACCCUUGUACUUGCGUUCGUGGAAGCGACAGAGGACUAUAUAUUCAUUGCGAAAAUACGAAUUUAGCCAGCUUGAGCCUGGCUUUUGUUAAAUUAGGGAACGAAGGUAUGCCUAUCGAAGAAUUGAUCCUGUAUAAAUGCAAUAUCGGACGUUUCUAUGGACCAGCUCUUUAUCCAUUAGACAUUAGAGUCCUAAAAUUUAUUGAUACGCCAUUGAGAUUAAUCGAGGAACACAGUUUUCUCGGAGUGAACAGAACCCUUCAGGAACUUUAUUUGAUAAACAGUCAUCUUGAAAAGUUUCCAAGGGAAGCACUACAAAUUCUAGGAAAUCUUAGUCUAUUAAGUAUCAUUGGACAUCGUAUCGUUAUUUUACCAGGGAACAGUUUCGCUGAGAGUGCCGCAGCCGCGAAAUUAGAAAAAUUAGAAAUCAGUAACGGAAUUAUGUCCUCGUUACCAGUCGAAGCGUUGCAACCUUUAAAAAAAAUGAAAACUCUCGAUCUUCAUGAUAACAAAAUCAAAGAUUUAAAAAGAAAUCAAUUUAAGGGACUCAGGGAUACCGAAUUCCUUGAUUUGUCGAACAAUCUUAUUGAUAAGUUGGACGGCUCUCAUCUUGCCGAUCUUAUCAAAUUGGGAUGGUGUAAUUUUUCUCAUAAUGCGAUCUCAGACUUAAAGAGGGGAACUUUUGCAAGAAAUUCCGUCUUGAAGGUUCUCAAUUUGAGUCACAAUAAGAUUAGGAAACUUGACUCAAAUACGUUUCGUGGCAUGCGUUUCCUAAGACGUUUGUUUUUAAGCAACAAUCAAAUUAAUGAAGUAGGCAGAGGUACUUUUGGCUCGAUCACAAGAAUCGGUACCAUCGAUUUAUCACGGAAUUUCAUCAAGAAAAUCGAUUAUCAAAUGUUUCAUCAGUUACAAUUUGCUGAGCUCAUAGAUGUCUCCGAGAAUUUCGUGACAACCGUGGAGAAAUUAGCAUUCAAGGAUCUUUUCCUGGCGAAAGUGAAUCUAUCGCACAAUGAAAUUGCUACAAUAGAGCCUGAAGCAUUUGAGAACUGCGCCAAUAUUACCUCGCUCGAUCUUAGUCACAACAAACUUGAGAAUAUUUCGAAAUAUUCCUUCGACAGUUCAACGUACGCCACCGAACUGCAACUCAGCUACAAUCUGUUCACUUCGUUGGGUCAGGUACCAUUGCACAACAUGACUGGACUAAAAAUACUCAAUGCAUCUCACAACUUGAUACAUUCGGUUCCACGUCAAACGUUUCCGAAGCUCUACGAACUCCAUACGAUUGAUCUGUCUUACAAUAAUCUUUCGGACAUACACAAUGGCGUCUUUCAAACGCUCUUUAGUUUACGAUUUUUAAAUUUCUCUCAUAAUUCCUUGGAGAAGAUAAAACCGUCGACAUUCGGUCCAUUGCCGACAUUACUCGAAUUAGAUAUGAGCUACAAUCAACUCAACGACAUAGCACGUGGUAGUCUAACCAGAUUAGCCAGUUGCAGAAGCAUAACCGUGAAGAACAAUCGACUGAGCAAGAUAUUUCAAUUGCCAAAUCCGUUGGGUCACUUGGACUUUUCAGAAAAUUUACUCGAAGAAAUACCAACGUUGGAGGUAUGGCCUACGAUGAACGCUCUCCUUUCGUUGGAUCUUUCGAGGAAUCGACUAGGCGAUAAUCUUCGGCAUGGGAGCUUCGAAAACCUGUUGACCUUGAGGACCUUGAACCUGCAAGCGAAUAAUAUAUCCAUACCACCGUGGGAAGCCUUGAGUACUUUAAGCAGUUUGCAAUAUCUCUAUUUACAGGACAACCAUUUGACACAACUUGGCAAAGCGGCAUUUGGUCGUCUACCAAUCGUAUUCGAAUUGAAUCUCGCUAAUAAUCAGAUUCACAAUAUAAAUAAUCGCGCUUUCGAAGGUCUUCUUCAAUUAUUGACUUUAAAUUUGACAAACAAUAAUAUUACUUACAUACCAAACGGGGCAUUCCAAGGUUUGGUUUCUUUAAGAACGCUCGAUCUAUCCUACAACAAAUUAGAAAGAUUGGAUAAUAAAACUCACGGAUUGCUAGACGAUUGCCUGUCAUUAGAACGGCUCAAUCUUAGUCAUAAUAAAAUCUCUUUCAUCACGAGAAAAAUGUUACCCAAUGAUCCUUGGAUUCCAUACAAAUUGAAAGAAGUGGAUCUCUCGUACAACACAAUGCCUGUAGUAACGUUUGAAUUGACCAUCGGUGGAAAAAAACUUCAAUACUUAAAUCUAAGUCAUAACAAUAUCAAUGAGAUACGUCGUUACGUAAUCGGCAAUCUCACAGCAUUACACUCGUUGGAUUUAUCGUACAAUGAUAUCAGUGAUAUCUCAGAACCAAACGUUUUUGAACCACCGAAUAAUUUAAGUUACUUAUACCUAAGCCAUAAUCAUCUGACGUAUUUACCAAUGUAUAAAAUUCUACCAAUGCGAAACUUGAUGCUUUUGGAUUUAGAAAUGAAUAAAAUCGAUGUAUUCGACGAGAAUUUCAUGAAGAUUAUUCAAAAUGGCACGAGAAUUCAUUAUUUCGGAAAUUUGUUGCAUUGCGAUUGUCACGUUCGACCUCUAAAAAGAUGGUUGAACACAUUCAGCAAAAUGCCUAUGGAAUGGUCGAAUGUUACAUGCAAAAGUCCAAGUUAUGUUUCUGAAAAGCUUCUUUCUGAAAUCACGGAAGAUCUGAUGGGGUGUAAUACAGAAGAGAUAUACGAGAACGAACAAUUGGAUAUCACGCCUGACGUGAAGUAUCGAAAUAUCGAGUAUGACAAAGAGGAUAAGAGUUGGAAGGCCACGUGGUACGUGACAUCGCGAGAAGACAUCGGUGAUUUUUAUGUAGUAGUACGAGAGUCGGGAAGUAGCAAGUCAACGAUCGAGAAGGACCUCGUUUACAAUGCCAGGUCUUAUAAGAUUCAGGAUUUACCUGUAUCGAGGAGCAAGUACGAGCUCUGCGUACUGGCUAGAGAUUCCGAAGGAAACGUAAAACAUUUCCGAGAAUCGCAAUGUCAGAUUCUGAACGAACAAACUUACGGUAGAACGGCACAUCUAAGAAGCAGUUUCUCUCUAAUCGCGAUCGUUCUCUUUCUUCGUAUACUCCUUUGA
Molecule: messenger RNA, 7977 nt
Organism: Vespa mandarinia (Asian giant hornet)
Lineage: Eukaryota; Metazoa; Arthropoda; Insecta; Hymenoptera; Vespidae
Gene: conv
Product: insulin like growth factor binding protein acid labile subunit convoluted
Cellular component (GO): plasma membrane
Molecular function (GO): protein binding
Source: RefSeq, a predicted model, not a curated record